Molecule: messenger RNA, 2511 nt
Organism: Saccoglossus kowalevskii
Lineage: Eukaryota; Metazoa; Hemichordata; Enteropneusta; Harrimaniidae
Product: putative tubulin polyglutamylase TTLL9
Biological process (GO): microtubule cytoskeleton organization; protein polyglutamylation
Cellular component (GO): ciliary basal body
Molecular function (GO): tubulin binding; tubulin-glutamic acid ligase activity
Source: RefSeq, a predicted model, not a curated record
UCAGGAUUGCUCUGUCACGGAUGGACUUCUACUGACAACAAACAAUUGGUUGCCAAGGUUUCCUGCUUUCGUAGGAGUUACAAACCUUCUACUUUCAUCACUUUAUUGUCACCAAGACAGACGUGAUGUACAAAAAUAGUAAAAAUCCACUUUACUCAAGACCUGAUCGAAAAAGGGGCAUUGGUGAUAGGGUGAUACGGUUCAAGUGUGGACUUCAGAAUACUAUUUAUGAUGUGCUUAAGGCCAAAGGAUGGCAAGAAGUUCGAGAUGAAGGUGAUUGGGAUUUUUUUUGGGCAGAUGUGGGAUGGAUGAGAGAAUAUUUUGACCAUUGCUAUCUAGAAGAACAUGUCAAAAUAAAUCAUUUUAGGAAUCACUAUGAGCUCACAAGAAAAAACUUGAUGGUGAAGAACUUGAAAAGAUUUCGAAAGCAGCUGGAGAGAGAAAGUGGGAAGCUGGAAGCAUCAAAGUGUGAUUUUUUUCCAACUUCCUUUGAGCUUCCUUCUGAAUAUCACAUAUUUGUUGAGGAAUUCAAGAGGAACCCGGGCACCAUAUGGAUUAUGAAACCCGUCGCAAAAUCUCAAGGCAAAGGCAUUUUUCUUUUCAGGAAACUUAAAGAUAUAACUGAUUGGAAAAAGGUAGUAAAGAAUGAUACGUACACAAGACGAGAUGACAAGCAAGAGGAGAAAGAAGCCCCCGAAACGUACAUCGUACAGCGAUAUUUAGACAGGCCUUAUCUAAUUGGUGGAAAGAAGUUUGAUAUCCGAGUUUACGUCAUGGUUACUUCUUAUAUCCCAUUGAAGGCUUGGAUUUAUAGAAGUGGAUUCGCCAGGUUUUCGAAUUCUAGAUUCUCGCUAGAUUCUAUCGACGAUACCUACAUACACUUAACGAAUGUCGCUGUCCAGAAAACUGCCCCAGAUUACGAUCCCGAAAAAGGCUGCAAAUGGUCCAUGCAACAACUGCGACAGUAUCUGAUAGCAAAGCAUGGAAUAGAAAAUGUGGAGAAUUUAUUCCGAUUAAUGGAUGAUAUAUUCAUCAAGAGCCUUCAGAGCGUACAGAAAAUAAUGAUCAAUGAUAAACACUGCUUUGAACUGUAUGGGUACGAUAUACUAAUAGAUCAAGAUAUCAAACCAUGGCUAAUAGAAGUGAAUGCAUCGCCAUCUCUCACUGCCAGUAAUGAGCAAGAUUAUAAUCUGAAGCUUGGACUGUUAGAGGAUGUGAUCCAUGUCUUAGAUUUGGAAAACAAAUUGACUGGUAAAGAGAAGAGAGUAGGUGGGUUUGAUUUAAUGUGGAAUGAUGGACCAGUGGUUGCAGAUGAAGGCGGAGUAGAUUGUAUAAGUACACCUACGUAUUCUACAAACACAUUCCUAGGUUGUCAUAACGACAGAAAAAAACAGCUGUAUACUCAAUUAAAACAAGUGCAAGCAACUAAAAAACCAUGAGAUGACAAGACUACAUGUGAUAUAACCACUAGUGAUGUAACUUGGACCUAUUGUCGACUUGAUAGUCACCUUACCCCUCCAUCUUACAACCUUACCGUCCUGUGCUGUAUUAUCCCCAUCCAGUAUGAAAAGCUGUGGAUUUGUUAUGACAUGUGCAAUAUGCAGGCAUGUGGUGGAACCACAAAGUUUUUAAAAAUUGUUCUAUAAAAAAUAACAGAAUGAAAAGCCAGUAGAUUUAUUUCCACAGCACGUUGUGGUUUUCAUUUCACCACAUAAAAUUAGUUACAGUAAUUCUUUAUCAUGGACCUAAAGAGUAUUUACUUAAUUUAAAUCUACACUGUGAAAUUUGGGAUUGCAAUGUCUCUAAAAAUGGGAAUAGUAAUAGACUUGCUUAGAUAUCAAGCCAACUCAUUAAACUGUGAUAUACAAUCUCUAUUUCACUACUAUUUGUUGUAGUUACAGACUAUAUGAAUAGUUACAUGGCAGUUGUAUGCUUCAAAAUUCAUCAGAAAGCAGUGUAUAUUUGGUAUUUCAAUCAUUUUAAAUAAAUUUAUCCAGCCCGAAUACAUGCCCCUUAUAUAGUCUGUUAUGUGGUAGUUUGUUGGCCUAGAACUGACAUAUGAUAAUUUGCCAUAUAUUAUUAUUAUUUAUAUUUUGUGUUUAUGUAUUACUCAACUCUGAAAACUAUCCAUCCAAUGAGAAGCUCUUUUCAAGAAGUCCAAAAAAUGUGUGUUGUUCAGUUUUAGAAAUGUUGACAUAAUCCUUUUACUCCUCAGCGUUAGCAGCAUGGGAAACAAUAUUUCAAUAAAAGUGCAAGGAUCACAGUGCAUAUGAUGGCCCUAUCUCAUGCUUUAGUCCAUCUAUCAAGAACUAUGUUUUAUACUAACAGAUGCAUUACAUUUUGUGACUCGUACGCCACUGAAAUAUGUCCAUAUGUGCAUUCCUUUUAUUGCAAGGAGUUACACAUGCAUCUACUUUUUUCACUGUAUACAGUAAUGAUUUUUAAGCAAUUUGUUGUUAUUUAUUUAUUUUCAGUAAUGUUAUACUACAAAGUUUGUGUAAAUGUAUCCAA